Molecule: messenger RNA, 640 nt
Organism: Meloidogyne enterolobii
Lineage: Eukaryota; Metazoa; Nematoda; Chromadorea; Rhabditida; Meloidogynidae
Source: the annotation of a GenBank genome assembly
UUAUUUUAUUAAAAUGCAACAACUUUCAAAAAAUUCUCGAAACUUCUUUAUUGCUAAUCUUCUAGGAUUACAACAGGGAAGUGGCUACAAUGCUGAACGUUAUGUUGAACGAUUAAACGAUUCAAUAUGGCACAAUUCAAAAUUUAAUGUUACAAAAACGUAUUCAAAGUUUAUGAUCAAGGAUGUUCCUGCCGAUGCCGAGUCUCUUCUCUCUGGUAAUUAAAAACUUAUUUUCAAUAAAUUACCAAUUUCAGGAAUUUUCCAAUUUUGUGUUGAUGAAGCUAUGGAACAUGCUAAGGGAAAUAAUGUUGAACCCCAACAAUUAGCUUGUACGUUAACCAGUGACUUUUUAGAAUAUGAUAUCUGGGUUCCUUUCAGCAAUAUAUCAAAUAACACUGUUGACGCCAUGCUUAACCGGUGUCAACACAUCGCUCAAAGUAAAAAGCAAGACGAAUUAACUCUAUGGGGCGCACCAUUUUCUAUAACUGUAACAACAAUAAAUAAAAUUUCAUUCAAAAAACGACGUCUUGUUGGUGGUGCAGCUCGUAAAAUUCCAAAAGUGCGACAUCAAAUUAAUAAAGGGUCACUGAUAAAAUUUAAUAAUCCUGACAAUAUGAAUCAUUGUCUAUUUUUCGCCUUA